Aspergillus saccharolyticus JOP 1030-1 is the source of this 2156-nucleotide messenger RNA. RefSeq names its product putative monooxygenase. Lineage: Eukaryota; Fungi; Ascomycota; Eurotiomycetes; Eurotiales; Aspergillaceae. Gene Ontology annotation, molecular function: FAD binding. The record is from RefSeq and is a predicted model, not a curated record. The transcript has 9 exons. Bases 1 to 1749 code for a protein of 582 amino acids.
AUGUCUCACAGACAAGCCUGGGAGACCACCGAAGUGAUCAUCUGUGGCUACGGCCCUACGGGAGCGACUCUGUCCGCGUACCUCGGUCGCAUGGGAAUCCGCAACGUCGUUAUCGAGAAAGAGCCCGAAAUCACGACCGACCCGCGAGGAAUCGCCUUGGAUGAUGAUGGCAUUCGCUUGAUCCAGGGUCUGGGUUUGUACGAUUCGAUUCACACGGAAAUUGGAACCAGCAUGGGGGACUUCAUGUUCAUUAGUGGCGCUGAUCACGAUCUACACAAAUCCCCGAUUCUCCACUUGAAUUACAACGAGACGGUUGGUGCCACAGGCCAUGUCGGAUACAUCGGCCAAAACCAGCCCGUGCUCGAGAAGAAGUUGAGAGACGCCCUGACUCCCGCGUAUUGUUCCCUACGAUGCCAAUCCACCAUCGUUGAGGUCAAGGAAGAUGAGGUCUGGACCAUAAUAUGCGUACUCGAUAUUUUGAUGGGUGCAGACGGCAAGACGGGGUACACCCGGAAACAAUAUCUGGAACCCCGGGUGGUCUUGGAGAGGUUCCACGAGUCAGUGGCAUUAAAUUGGAAGAUGACCCUCCCCACGCCCGAAACACAUCCCUGUUUUCCCCUAUGGGACCUGGGUUACAAACCAGAAGAUGUUUACGACUUACUCUUUCCGCCCGAUUUUCGUUUCUUAUGCAACCGAAAGAGACCGGCGAGGUUUGAGUAUCUUAUCCAUCGCAAAGAGAUGAAGCGGAUUGUUCUUCCCUACCUGACGCACAAAGGCAGCCGAUACGGACUGGUUCGAGAUGUAGAAUUCCCUGAAGAUUGCAUCAGCGUCCUUCGUUGCCGCCCUUUCCGAUCCUCAUCUGGUACGUGCAAUGUAUGGGCUAAGAAGAGGGUGAUUCUGUGCGGCGAUGCGGCACAUGUAUUUCCGCCUUUUGGCGGCCAAGGCAUAGUGUCCGGCUUCCGCGAUGCAGUCUCUCUAUCAUGGCGACUCGCCAUGCUCUGCCGAUACCAGUCAUACAAACGCAAUCACGAGAACGUGCUGGCCGCAUGGUAUCUUGAACGCAAGCAGCAACUCGAAGUGUCUCUAGAAAGGACUGUUCGCAAUGGCAAACUGGUCUGCGAAAGGAAUCUGUUGAAAUUCCUCUGGCGCAACUGGUCGCUUUGGCUUCAGCAGCUCUUCUCAAAGUAUCGGGAUCAACUACGACACGGUGGUCGCGAGACCGCCUCUUUUCGACUUGAAUAUUCCAAGGGGAUGCCUUUCAUCCCUAAGCUUAACGGAGGUAUCUACUUGCCCCAGGUAUACUGCCGAACGGCUACCGGCAAAGUCGUCUUCAGUGACGACGCUAUCUUUCGACCCGGGGCCAGAUCUCUAUUUCGCUUGUUCAUUUACUUACGAGAUGGGGGCGAGGUCGCUGCUGCAAGGGACGCUUUGGACGAACUUGAAGAGUUGUCUCGCGGAGAACUCCAUAGCAAAGAGGUCCCUAUCCUAGUGGAGACCAUCAACCCGACGAGCUCUGUUCCGAUGCCGAACGUGUACCGGAUCGCCAGCGCAGAAGAGUUCUCCACCUCACCUUUAUGCAGUCAUCGUCCUGCACCCUUGUCAUAUGAUCCGUAUUCGAUUCGGAAGAGGGUUCCAGGCAGAUAUGUGAUCGUCCGACCGGACCGAUUUGUGUUUGCAGCCUGCGAUGAUGCUACGGAGCUGAAGGAGGCGGUGGAGUCGAUGCUGGGAUAUCUGUACGGGGAGGUUUGAUGACGGAGAGUGGUGCCAGCACGAACUGUCUGACCAUCUUAUGGAUAUUCUUACUCAGUACAUCUCAUUGAUAUCCCUCAAUCCAUAUUCCGUAGGAUCAGUCUUCGGCGGAACCCAAGACUCAGCCUUUUUGUUCAGAAGCAGCGGUCAAAACCCGCCCGCAAGCCAAAUUAUCACACUAGGUACCUAGAGGUAGUCACGGGUAUUACGGUAGUCACGUACUAGCCUAGACAUUGCCCAAUCACAGCUCUUUCUGACUCAAACACUCAUCUAUUGUUGGCCGGAAUCACACCAGUCACGCCCGGGAUGAUUGUCUCGGGAUUCGUCGGUCGCAAGCGGGUCCACCCCUGACUACCCCCUGACUCAGCGGGAACUCUCACUUCCCCUGCAAUCAGGCAACCGUUCCU